AUGUCCUCCUCGGCCUCGAGUGACUCUGAGGAUGACCAGAUCCAGCUCACCGAAGAGCGAGAGGAGGAAGGCACCUCACAGUUUGGAGCAGACGAUCAAGAUGAGCUCGAAGAGGAUGACGAGCUCGAGGGACAGUCUGCCAGCUCGGAGACACAGCCUGAUCCCCAGUCGAUCGAGUACGAGCAGGACGAGAGGACACAGUCUGAGCGAGGCGCCGAACGGUCGCUGGAGCCCACCACGCAGAUCUACGCCCAGUCUGUCCAAGAGCGGAUGGAGCGUCUGGCCAGCAGGAGGAGGCCCAUCCUCUCCGAGAUCAUGAUGGAUUCUCUCGUCACGCUCCCCCACGGCACAGAAGUGCAGUGUAUCGCCUUGCCGUCAGGCGCGAACCAUUUCUUCACAGGCGGCCAAGAUGGCUUCAUACGACGGUACGCCCUCAGAGAUACCACCGCCGGCCUCACAGAGCUCGACAAUCUCAUCACGCGGACAUCGGGAAAGAAUGUGCACGGCAAGGCAGUCCAUGGCAUCCCGUCAGGUCACUAUGCUGCUCCCCAGGGCGUUCUCGUUGGCUACUGGGAGAACUUGGACCUGGCUCCUCAGACCAUGCAAUAUGGUCCCAGAGGACUCACCCAUACCGGUCCAGAGCCUUCACCCGUGUACAGUCUCGCCAUACACAGUCAGGAACUCUGGGGAUUGUCUGGCACAAUCUCGGGCGCGAUCCAUCUCUGGUCUGUCCGUUUGGACGAGGGGCAGAUACGCCACGUAUUCCAACCUGGCAGUGUCGGAGAAGGGCGGUUGGGCCACCGGUCUACGCCUGUAUCUGCGCUUGCUUUGGCUGGCGAGGAGACGAGCGUCAUCAGCGGCGGCUGGGACGCCAACUUGCUCGAAUGGGAUCUGCAUACGGGCCAAGCCAUCAGAUCGUAUGAAGGCAUGACGGGACAGAUAUCAUCACUGAGCUUUCGACCACUCAUAGAUGGCAGCAUCCCCGAGACGAAUGGUCAUCACGAUCCAACCGACCGAAUGAACGGUGACGGCGACGUGACGGUCACGCAAUCACCUGCAGAGUCGGUCGACUCGCUCUUCGAUGACGGCGAUGGCGAGCCAGAUCCAUCCAUACUGUCCGAAAGCGUGCGUCUGGAGCCUGUGACGAAAUCUGGCCGUUCUGUCCCGAACGCAUUCGAGCCUGGACUACCUGCCUUGAGCGAUCAAGUCUUUCUGGCUUCCGGCAUAGACGGCCAAGUUCUCCUCUGGGACCGCAGACAAGACUCGAAUGCGCGUGCAGCACGAAAAUUCGAGCUCGGAAGCAAAACGCCGCCUUGGUCUGCUCAAGCGAGCUGGACAGCAGAUGGACAGACUGUCAUCGUCGGACGACGCAAUGAGACGGUCGACCUUUACGACCUUCGGGCGAGACAAGUCAGGACACUCAGGCUACCCGCCGGUUCGGGCGCGAUCAGCUCUGUGCGCUCUCUGGCCAAUUCGAGACAGAUCAUCUGCGCUUCCCAAGACAACAUCCGACAAUGGUUCCUCGAUAGGGAUGACGGCGAGCCCAGCUCCAGACCAGCGAGUAAGAUGCCGUUCAGGAUCAUAUCCGGCCACCAUGGCGCGACGAUCUCUGAUAUCGUGCUCGAUGAUACUGGACGCUAUAUGUUUACUGCCUCUGGCAACAGGGAUCUCGUCGGAAGCGGGGGCACUAGUGAUUCUGUCACUAUCUAUGAAUUGAGACCGCGCUGA
Molecule: messenger RNA, 1728 nt
Organism: Mixia osmundae IAM 14324
Lineage: Eukaryota; Fungi; Basidiomycota; Mixiomycetes; Mixiales; Mixiaceae
Exons: 2
Coding region: 1-1728 (575 amino acids)
Molecular function (GO): protein binding
Source: RefSeq, a predicted model, not a curated record